UGUCCAGUGAACGGUGUUGGAGACGUCUGUGAGAACGACUUUGACAACGACGCGGUGCUGGACCUGGUGGACGCGUGUCCCGAGAGCGCCGAGGUCACUCUGACGGACUUCAGAGCCUAUCAGACCGUGAUCCUGGACCCUGAGGGAGACGCCCAGAUCGACCCAACCUGGGUGGUGCUGAACCAGGGGAUGGAGAUCGUCCAGACGAUGAACAGCGACCCCGGUCUGGCUGUGGGCUACACGGCGUUUAACGGCGUGGACUUCGAGGGAACGUUUCACGUCAACACGGUAACCGACGACGACUACGCCGGCUUCAUCUUCGGCUACCAGGACUCGUCCAGCUUCUACGUGGUGAUGUGGAAGCAGACGGAGCAGUCGUACUGGCAGUCGCUGCCGUUUAGAGCUGUAGCCCAGCCCGCCCUGCAGCUCAAG
Etheostoma cragini (Arkansas darter) is the source of this 432-nucleotide messenger RNA. RefSeq names its product cartilage oligomeric matrix protein-like. Gene Ontology annotation, cellular component: extracellular region. The record is from RefSeq and is a predicted model, not a curated record. Gene Ontology annotation, biological process: cell adhesion. Lineage: Eukaryota; Metazoa; Chordata; Actinopteri; Perciformes; Percidae. Gene Ontology annotation, molecular function: calcium ion binding. The annotation marks the transcript as partial. The transcript is spliced from 3 exons.